CCAUCGGCGACUCCCUCCCUGAUCUCCAGCUAGCGAGCGAGUGUGAGCCCGAGCUGGGAUGCGCCAACUCCCUCUUCCUCCAUGGAGCACUGCGACGGGGAGAACUCCGCCAAGCGACCCAAUCUCUCCGCCGCCGGCGGCAGCGACAGCGAGGACCGCCUCAGCGCGCUUCCCGACGACGUUCUGAUGCACACCCUUCUCAAGCUUCUCGACGUCGCCGUCGCCGCGCGGACCAGCGUCCUCUCCAGUCGCUGGCGCCGCCUCUGGAGGCUGCUCCCGGAACUCAACUUCCCCUUCCCCAGUGACCCACAGCACAUACGCCUUGCCCUCACCGCCCAUGAAGCGCCGGCCCUCCACCGCCUCUCCGUUGAUUUCAUCGACGCCACCGCCGAGUCCGUGGCGGCCUGGCUUCCCAUGGCCGCGCGCCGCCUCUCCGGCGAUCUACUCCUCAUCAACACGGCGCCGCAUAAUGAGACGGAGGACGAGGCCGCGGAAGGGGGCGCCCUUGAGCUCCCCUGUUUCGAGAGCGCCACCUCGAUCCACCUCGAACUAGGAUAUCUUGGCCUCGCGGUGCCACCAUUGGGCGAAUUCGCUGGACUCACCGAUCUCUUCUUGGCUUUCAUCAAGCUACAUGGUCCGUGCGAGCUCGGUGAAGCUGUCUCCUCGCUGCGGUGCCCAUCUUUGCAGAGACUCACUGUCUGUGAUGCCUGGGGUAUGGCCAACUUCAACAUUCACUCUGAGUCUCUCAAGCAAUUGAAACUGAUAGAUCUGCAUCAGCUGCAGCAGCUCACUGUUAUGACUCCGGCACUCGUACACUUAUGUGUGAGCUCUUGCUUUUCUUCGAGUCAUAAUCAACCCGUUGCAAACAUCUCCGCCCCUAAGCUGGUAUCCCUCGAUUGGGGGGAUCAUUAUGAUCCAAGGUUCACACAGCUUGGCAAGAUGGAAAAUCUAGAGUGUCUAAGCCCAUACCCUUUUCUUGUAUUUGGACGGGACGAAUCUGCACAUGAAUUGAAUAGCUCUUGUGUCAGCCUUCUACAGCGCUUUGAGCUCAUCCGGAGUCUCAGCUUGACACUUAUCUAUGUGCCGCAGGACAUUCCUAACAAGCAGUACUUGAUGGAAGACAUUAAAAGGCUCCCGGACCUGACACACUUGACCCUGUAUAUAAAUCCACAAGGACACUCCUUUGGGGCCAGUGUGUUCCAUUUGCUCAGGAUGUGUACUGGUGUGAGAAACCUGGUACUUAAAUUUUAUAGCACACCUCAUCACCCUGAGGCAGAAACUCUGUGCCCAUCAGGUUGUGUUUGUCAUCAGCCACCAAACUGGAAAACCGAGCAACUUGUACUGAAUCGCCUUCAAGAAGUAGAAAUAUGGAACUUGAGAGCAACCGAACGCGAAGCUGCUCUGGUUAAACGGUUAUUCGAAUGGGAAACAGUGCUACAGAAGAUGACAGUAACUUUCCAUUGGUCGGUCAAUAAAAGCACUGCCAAUAAGUUCUGGCGGAUGCUACGGAACUUCUCUAGGCCAGGAAUACGUAUGCUAGGGCGACGGGUUGCCUAAUCUAGUCUUUGCAUAGUUGGCCAUGAAGCAAAGUUUGCUUAAAGUUCCUGCCAGUUGUAUCUACCAAGGUGUGUAUAUACCAAGACCAAGUCACCGGCAACGGUUUGUAGAAUAUCCUUCGAGAUGUUACAGUAUCAUCGUCCUACCUUGCAGGGUGCAGGGUAUUUAAACAUACUUCAUGCCUGCUGUACGUUUUACAUUUGGAUGGAUGUUAGGCGUUCUUGUAGUGAUUCCUACUGAUGAUGGACGCAAUAUUGCUUGUACGUAGAACUUUUACUUGAUCGCUAAUACAAGCUAG
Molecule: messenger RNA, 1855 nt
Organism: Lolium rigidum
Lineage: Eukaryota; Viridiplantae; Streptophyta; Magnoliopsida; Poales; Poaceae
Product: putative F-box/FBD/LRR-repeat protein At4g03220
Exons: 3
Coding region: 82-1557 (491 amino acids)
Molecular function (GO): protein binding
Source: RefSeq, a predicted model, not a curated record